CCCCCCAGGCUGUAGACUAGGUUAUAAACUAGCUGAGAACAGCAGGCGGUUCACCGUGGAUGCGAUGCGGGACUUCGAGGUGGAAGGUGGUCGGUAAAACACGUUUUGUGCAGACGCAAAGAGAGAGAGAGAGAGAGGGAGAAAGAGAGAGAGUUCAAAAGUUUGAAUGUGACGCCCUGAGCCGCCGAUUAUGAAGCGGAACAAGCAGAUCGACAUCAAGCGCACCCUAGCUGUGGCCGGGACCUUCAACUUCCUGUGCUGCUGCGCUCGCGGCUGCCUGCUCCCCUUCCUCACGCUGUACUUCCGCCAGCUGGGUCUGACCCCAGCGAUGACGGGCGUCGUCAUGGGCACCAAGCACCUCAUCUCGCUGGUCUGGAGCCCCGCGGCGAGCCUGCUCUCCAAACACUACAACAAGAGGCGCGUGGUGAUAAUCGGCUCCCUGGUGUGUUCGGCGGCAGCGGCCGUGGCUCUGCUGCUCGUCCCGCCCGCCCACGUUGGCACGCGGCCCGCCGGCUGUAACGCGUCUGAUCUGAGCAGCGGCGCAACCCAAAGUCUGGGCGCUCACCUGCUCAGGAGCAGCGUUGCACCAGCGACAUCGACUAGUACUCGCCCUGAAAACGACACGGCUCCCGGUUCCACGCCUGACGCUGAAUCUGGUCCCGUUCCGAUGAGUGAAACGGCACCAAGUCGGCAUCAUGACGACGAUGCAUCCCAUCCUCCGCUGUUACAGAAGAACGCGUCCGCGGUGGCUAACGACAGCGCCGGGGAUCCAAACCUUGCGCCCCGUACCAUCAGCUCUUCCGCAGCUGCAGUGAGGAAUAAAAGGUCCAGCUUUAGCUUCUUCUCAGGGUCCGGAGAAAAGCCGGAAGAGACUAAGGAAAGCCGUUUGGGUUUUCUGGGCAGCCUAAAAGUGAUGGACCCUCAACACCAGCUCUUCUUUUUGACGCUCCUCAUCGUGUCGGUGUGGGAGUGUGCGUCGGCGCCUCUGGAGUGGACGGCGGACGACGGCCUCUACGAGUAUCUGGACCUGGCGUAUGCCGCGGAGCGCUACAGCAGCACCCGGGUGUGGGGUUUACUCGGCUCGGCGUGUGGAGUUGGAGGAGCGGGUUUGCUGGUGAGCCGGCUACGCUGUCUGGUGGCGUAUCAGACGCCUGGGAGCGCCGUGCAUUUCCUCUGCUACGCUGCCCUGGCGGUCCUGGCUUUGCCCGCCGCCGCCUGCCUCCCUCUGUACCUGAACAAGAAGCGCGACCGGGCCACCGGGCUUUUCAAAGCCGUGCAGCUGGUGCGCGGCUCACCCCUCGCCGCGCUCUGCGCCGCCACCACGCUGCUGGUGGGAGCGGCGGCCUCGGCCGUGGAUAACUUCCUGCUGUGGCAGAUGCAGGAACACGGGAGCAGUGAGCUGCACAUGGGGCUGUCUCUGGCCCUCGCCGGGCUCUCGCAGGCCGCCUUCCCGCUGCUCGCCCGCCGCCUCUCGAAGCUCCUCAGCCCGGGGCGGGUGCUCGUCGUCGGGGCUGCAAGUCUCGGGCUGCAGUGCUUCUACUACUCCUUCCUGUGGGCGCCGUGGGCCGCGCUGCCCGCCCAGGUGUUGAGCUGUUUCAGCGGCGGCGCCUUCUGGUGGGCCGUUAAGAUCCAGUGUGCUGAAAUCGCCACGCCGGGGACCGAGAGGAGCGUGAGCCGGGUCUACGGCGCGCUUUCGCUCCACCUGGGGAGCGGGCUCGGCAGCUUUGCCGGGGGCUUCGUGGUGCAGCAGUUCGGGCUGACCUGGCUGUUCAGAGGCGCGGCGGUGGGCGUGAUGGCGUGGUGCGUGUGUCUGCCGCUGCUCCAGUGGAAAGCCCCACGCCAGCGCCGGAUUAACUAUUCUCGCCUGCUGGCGGCCGGGGCGAGUGAAGCCAGCGACUCUGACUCUGAGCAGGAGAGGGACUGGCUCGAAAAAGCAAUGGAGGACGACCGAAGCAAUAACAACUACGGACGGAGGAUAGAGCACUGAAACCACAGCGGGAGAGGACACAGAGACACUUUAAAGACUGCGGUGGAUAAAAGGCAUUUAUCUUCACAAAACCAAAUCAUUUCUAUCAGUAUGAAAAUUAUACUUUUUCCCUCCAGGGCCGUUACAGACAUGUCUUUCUUUAACGUGAUGUAGCGCAGCUCAAAGCCGGGUAGUUGAUGUCCUACUUCGACAGCUUUAAUUCAAAUUAAAGUGCUGCAAAAAACGAUUAUUUUCAUUGUUGAUUAAUCGAUUAGUUUCCAAUCUAUAACAUUUUCAGAAAAUGUUGUUUCCCAAAGCCCAAGAUGAUCCUCAAGUCUUCAGUUUACUGUCACAGAGGAGUGAAGAAACAA
Etheostoma cragini (Arkansas darter) is the source of this 2337-nucleotide messenger RNA. It is a transcript of the gene mfsd6l, whose product is annotated as major facilitator superfamily domain containing 6-like. The record is from RefSeq and is a predicted model, not a curated record. Lineage: Eukaryota; Metazoa; Chordata; Actinopteri; Perciformes; Percidae. Gene Ontology annotation, cellular component: membrane. The coding region runs from base 191 to 1987 and encodes 598 amino acids. The transcript has 2 exons.